AUGCGUAAACCUUCAGCUUGCAGUGCCUGUCGAGCACGCCGGCGGAGAUGUACUUGGCCAGCCAACACUACAGCCACGGCCUGCGAGUAUUGUACCUCGCGCCGCCUGCGCUGUGUUCAAGAGCCUCCAGAAGGAGGUUAUUAUCACAAGCGCCAGACAAGACUACAGGAGCCUGGCCUUGGUGGAGGCGGCGGCGGCGAGUUGCCAUUGUCGCCAAAUCAAAACACGAGCUUGCUCUUCACCGGACCCCAAGUCGAGCUCCCUCCGAUGCCAUUGCGAUUGGAGCUGGCAACCCUCUACUUUGACUAUAUCCAUGACCAGUUCCACUCUCUCUUUCACAGACCGAGUUUCAUGGACGAUGUAGCCAAUGAUCGAGUGGCGCCUGUCGUGCUGCUUGCGAUAUUUGCCCUCUCAGCGAGGUUUUCGUCGAACCCGCUUUUGGCAAAUAUCGAACCCCGAAAUCGUGGAGAAGCUUUUCGCUUGGCUAGCGAAAGUCUGCUCAAGGUCCGUGAUAUUUCGACGCAGACAUGUCAGGUGUGCAUCUUGCUCGGCGGCUACGCGGCCGGCCACGGCGACACCGACGUAGAGAAUCUCUACUAUACCCUGGCCGGCCGUAUGGCUCUGACUCUGGACUUUCCAAAUAAACCUGCGUCUAAUAGCCUCGAAAGAGAAAUUAAUAUACGAACCUGGUGGACCAUCUGCAUGGUGGACGUGUGGUCCUCCACGGCGGUAAAGUUGCCAAAGAUCAUGCCCAAUUUGCAUUCUGUGCCUCUACCCAUGGACGAGCUUCCGUUCUUGGCACUCCCCGGUAGCUUUGCUAUUGAGAUGGCCAAUAGUCCGCCCACGUUUGGUUCUCCGCUCCUGUCGCAGAUGAUCAAGCUCAACAGGGUCCUCGCCCAGGUGAAUGAUUUCAACCGGAGGUGUGUUGAAGAACGGCUCGAGGGCUCUGCCCUAGAAGUUGGCAUACAGUGCCUAUCGCUCGAGUUGGAGCGAUGGCUUGUUGGCCUGCCCUAUAAUAUGCGGGAUACGCCAGAGAACUUUGCUUGGUUUGCGUCUCGCGGCCUGGGGCGUGUUUACGCUGCUGUUUAUCUGGGUUAUUACCAUUAUGGGCAGUUGCUCUAUUACCAGUUUCUGGGGGCCGACUCAAACAGGUCGAUGAGCUCAUCACACAUCUAUGCUGAUAGAUGCAAAGAUCAUGCUGCCAAGCUGUGCGAAAUGGUGUAUCAAACGUUUGAUGCACCCGGUAGUGAGGUUUUGUACGCGGCCGUUGCCCAUGUGAUUGUCAUUGCCUCGACAGUGCAGAUCCACACUCUGUUGUUUUCUGGCGACGAAAUGCAGAUCCGGCUGUCAAGGACACGACUGGAGCGUAACUUUGAGAUACUGCUGCAACUUAGGCCAUACUGGUCGAGCGUCGACAGUGCCAUGAGCCGUUUACGAGCAUUUCAUCAGACGUGCCUGAGACGAAGCAAGGCCAGUUUUGUGCUGGAUAAAUGGCUUGUACGGUUCCUUGUCGAGUUUGCUCCAUACAUGGAAUCGGAGCCACGGGACACGGAUCCCGAUUAUGAGGCAUUGUGGUCUCUGUCGAAAGAACAGCAGCACCGAGCCGCGACUUCUGCAAUGGCUCCAUGA
This is a messenger RNA of Pestalotiopsis fici W106-1, 1629 nucleotides long. RefSeq lists its product as uncharacterized. NCBI's taxonomy places the organism in Eukaryota, Fungi, Ascomycota, Sordariomycetes, Amphisphaeriales, Sporocadaceae. Gene Ontology annotation, molecular function: DNA binding; DNA-binding transcription factor activity, RNA polymerase II-specific; zinc ion binding. The transcript is spliced from 6 exons. The record is from RefSeq and is a predicted model, not a curated record. Bases 1 to 1629 code for a protein of 542 amino acids. Gene Ontology annotation, cellular component: nucleus. Gene Ontology annotation, biological process: DNA-templated transcription; regulation of DNA-templated transcription.